AUGGAUCCCCAAUCAGCAACUCCUGCGUCGCCCACCGCGCUCUCCUCCUCAUCAUCGAGCACAAACUUCUCUUCCCCUUCUCAUCCCUCCCAACCCCCGACGAACGCGACCACCCCCGAGCCCCUCCCACAGCGCAUCAUCUUCCCCUCCGACGGGAGACCGCAGCAUCUCUCCCAGCCCCCACCGCCGAGGAGGAAAGCGAGCAUUUACCCGCUUUCUCUCGCUGGAAAGCAGACGAAGCCGUUUAGCAGGAGCGCGGCUAAGAGGGAGAGCGUGAUGAUGCUGGGGAGUAUCGAACAUCUCCAGCACUAUUUUACAAAGCAGGGGAUUGUCGCUAAACAAAGACCGAGCAAAGUCUUAUCUCGUCUCGUGCCCGCCAUUGGUCCAGCAGACGGCCGUCGCAUGUCAAACCCCUUCGACCCGCUCACCCCGUCCUCCUCCCAGUCACUAGUCGACCUCCCCCCUUCACCUGUUGCUCCACCCCCAAGACCGUCUCUCGUUCUCCCUGCUCUGGACGUGAGGGAAAGACACGAUCCACUGCUGUUACGCCCGCAGGUGCUUGGCGCGCUAGAGGAAGUCGAGGUGCUUUGGGCUGUAGACCCAGUUUCGAUCAGCUCCCUACCUGCUUCCAGCUCAGGAGUAAGCGAUGCCGAAGGCGAGAAGGACGCUGCGUCAGAGGGAGACGUACUGAAGCGUGACCCGACUGACGCAGUCGACGUACUCCACUCCCUCCUGCGGACGACGCACCUCAUCCGCUCCGUGCGCAACUACCUUGUCUCUCUGCCCUCGUCAUCCAACUCCCCGCCUCCGCCUGCACAGCUCUCCACGUUCAGACCUAAUAACCUCGCUCCCCAGCCGGUGCCAAGGGGGCGCAUGUCAUCAGGUUCGACCAUCACUUCUACUACAUCUGUCUCUGCUGUUACUGGUGCGACUGGGUCCACGAGCACGGCUCCAGCAGAGCCAUCAGCACGCAUCAGGCGUGCGGCGCUGGACCUGCUCGCCCAGCUCAGGCUGUUCGAAGAGUCCUGCCGACUCGGGCCCACCCCCGACCUAAUGGACGACGACGAGCCUGAUGGGCACGACAAUUCCUCUGACGUGUCCUCUCUCGGUCCGCCGCGCGCUCUGAGCCCGUUCCACGGCAGUGGUGGCCCUUCGCGUGGACCGUCGCCUCUUCCCCCCUAUGACGGACAGGAUGAGGAUGAAGAUGGGGAGAAGAAACGCGAAGCGUGGGACGAGCGGCUCGUUCUUGGCGGAGGCUUCCUCUACCGCCAGGAUCUGACGUUAAAGGACUGCACACUGGAGCGCAGAGCCGUAGGGCUGUAUCUCGCUACAGUGGACCAGGUGCUCUUCCGCGGACCUCCUCCAGGGCAGGAAGGGAAGGACGGACGGGGAUGGCGCUGCCCUGCAGAGGCCGAUACACCCCAGAGCAAGAGGAGGGUGUCAGGCUCGCAUCUUUCGGGAAGGAGACCCGCUUCGAGCCCCGCGGGUAAGAGGAGGGUCGUGAGUGCCCAGGGACUGCUCGAGUCUUCUCUGGCUCUGGGCGGGAUGCUCUCUGAAGAACCAGAGGAGAUCAACGCUGCUGCGGAAGGUAUCGACAGGCUCGAACUGGGUGGGAUCGCCGAGCACGACGAAGAGGUGAUAUUAGAAGAGGAUGAGGAUGAGGACGACGCGGGAGACAUCUCCCUUUUGUCACAGGACGAAGCCUCUCUCCCUGACUGGGCACAAACAGAGAGGUUCACCACCCUGGCCGAACGCACACACGCCCUACUGGCAUUCUAUCUACCCUCAGCGCUGCAGCCCCGCCUGCCCCUUCCUACACCCGAGGAAGACUUCUGGCUCGCUCUCCAGUCAGGACAGCUUAUUUGCGUGGCGUACAACGCUGCUGUCCGCCGAUCCUCUAAGCCUUGGGGGUAUAUCGAGCCCCGUGCAAUACACGACAUCAUCGCGCUUGAUCUUGCUGCUUCCCAGCCCCCUCCGCCCCCUGUGCCGGAGGCGCCAGUCCUGCAUCCGCUGCAUCAUGCUCUCGGCCCGCAGUUCACCGGCAAGAAAGGCCAGCAACAGCGUCCAGAGCCUGUAGAGCCUCUUCGCCCGCAGAUGACAGGUUCGGCACGAAAGGAAGGCGGGUGGACGUUCAGACGCACUGAGAAUUUGCGCUUGUUCGCCGCUGCAUGCAGGCUGAGGUACCUUAUCCCGUUCGUCGAUGUCCUUCCGCCGCACGCGAAGGCGGGGAAGGCGAGUGACGCGGUGGUGUUUGACCCCAAGGUCGUGGCCGCGAAAGCAGAAGGAUGGGAAGCCAUGCUUGCCGUUGCUGUAGAGGAGUGGGUGGGGAGAGUCGUGAGAGAGAGGAGGGAGGAGGGAGACAGGGGUAGGCGGUAACACUCCGUACCCCGAACGGGCAUUCUCCAAGAACAAGUGGGCGUCAACCCUUCGAAUAGGCGACCGCUCGCCCUCCCCGUCAGGAAGUUCUUCGCUCGAGCGCUCAAAAAGCUCUGUAGCUGCCGCCUUCUCUUUUCUGCUGAUUCUUUCUCCUUUCGAUCUUAUCAUCUCCUUCGUGGCUCGAGCAAAACCGCGUCCUUUCGUUCUUCUGUUAAUUCUCUUCGCAAACCAAACACGGCUCAAGGUGUGCCAUCCGAUUCUCCAACUUCGUGAUACCCAUAUGCAAUGAUACAUCGAUCGCUCUUAUACAGUACCUACCCCUUAUAUGAUGUUCCGCCCCUUCGUUCUAGCUUUUCCAUAUCGGUAUCGUAUGACUAUAUCC
Messenger RNA from Dacryopinax primogenitus, 2758 nucleotides. RefSeq lists its product as uncharacterized. Bases 1 to 2376 code for a protein of 791 amino acids. The transcript is spliced from 2 exons. Lineage: Eukaryota; Fungi; Basidiomycota; Dacrymycetes; Dacrymycetales; Dacrymycetaceae. The record is from RefSeq and is a predicted model, not a curated record.